This is a messenger RNA of Entamoeba dispar SAW760, 933 nucleotides long. RefSeq lists its product as uncharacterized. The record is from RefSeq and is a predicted model, not a curated record. NCBI's taxonomy places the organism in Eukaryota, Evosea, Mastigamoebida, Endamoebidae. Bases 1 to 933 code for a protein of 310 amino acids. The transcript has a single exon.
AUGAAAUUAGGAUAUAAUGAAAUAAUGAUAACAUCAAAGUAUUUUAAUGAUAUUAAAGAUUUUAUUAAUUUAGAAAUAGGAAUUAAAAGAUUUAGAGGAAAUAUUGAACGAUUUCAUUUUAAUCCAAUUCCAUUAGAUGAAUAUUCAAGAAAGUUCUUUCCUAAUAUUGAAACAUUCCAUGUUUAUGGAUAUGAUGAUGAAAUAUUUAAUGAUGGAAAAAUAUUUAAAUAUGUAAUAUGGUAUUUAGUAAGUUAUUCAAAAUAUUUAAAAGAGAAAGAACAAGGAAAUAUCUGUAAAAAUAUAGAAUAUACAGAAGAAGAUAGAUGGAAAUAUGGAAAUACAAUACCAUCAGAAGUUAAAUCACUUGGAGCUUGGUGUUUUAAUAGGUGUAAAUCAUUAACAACAAUUAAUAUACCAACAACAAUUAGUAAAUUAGGAUUUAAUUGUUUUAAAGGAUGUACAUUAUUAAAAUCAAUUGAUAUACCAACAUCAAUUACUAAAAUAGGAUUUAAUUGUUUUGAAGAAUGUUUAUCAUUAACAUCAAUUAAUAUAGAUAAUCUACAAUUUAUUAGUAAAGAAAGAAUAUUUAUGAAUGAGCCAGUGUUAAUUAGUACUGAAAUACCAAAAAAUCUACAAAUAAUCAAUGGAAAGAAUAUUUUCAAGAAAGAUAUUAAUGAAUUUAUUGUUCCAUCUUCAAUCACUAAAUUAGGAUAUGGUUGUUUUUAUUAUUGUUAUUCAUUAAAAUCAAUUAAUAUACCAACAUCUGUUAGUAAAUUAGGACAUUGUUGUUUUGGAUAUUGUUCAUCAUUAAAAUCAAUUAAUAUACCAUCACCAAUUACAUCAUUUGGACGUGGAUGUUUUUAUAAAUGUGGAUGUGAAGAGGAGUUAAUGAAAAAUGAAACAAUACCAAGAAAUUGUUUUGACGAAUGGUGA